AUGAGGAAAUAAACAAGCAAAGCUCCUCAACCUUCAUCAAGGCAAAAUUCUUCCUCGCAUAAAAGAUCCUCAUCGAAUCCUUAGAAUAAUCCAAACGAAAGGUCGUCGAAUAUUAACAUAAAGAAUCAAAGAGAAGAGGCAAAGGAAUAAUAAAAUGAGAGAAACAAGGCAGGAUAGAAUGAGGAAGAAAAGCAAAAUUCAAUACCCAAUUUUACGCCAAGUUCAAAUAAGCACAAUCCAUAAAAUGACCCUCCCAAAGUAAUCAAAGGUAUUUUAAAAAAGCCCAAAGCUGAUGGUGAUGUAAACAGCACAAGCAUGAUAAACUAGUCUCAGAUAGGGUAAACACCAACAAACAGUAACAGCCUGGCAAACUAAAACUUCAGUAGACAAAUACAAAAUCAAAAUGACACUCCUAAAAAUAGGAACAUCUCGUAAAGUACACCUCUAACAAUAGUCUCUGCUUAUCAUUCAUUUAACCAAUAAAAUCUAGCAACAUAGACUGUAGAUGCUGCAUUUGAAGAAUAUUUGAAAGUCUAAGAAGAACUUGCCUCAAGGGGUGAGAUAGAGGAAUCUUUAAAAAAUUUGCAAGAGGGACUAAACGAGAGACUAAGUCUGUACCCAGCUAGGGAUAGAGGUGUUUGGCUUAUCUCAAAACUAAUUGCUGAAAUUGGUAUUAGACUUGCAGUAAGAUGCCUUAAUAAUGAAAAAAUGGAGAAGGCUAACCAAUAUCUGAAACUAGCUAGAAAACAUACAGAGCCACUACCAAAUUCAGAUUGGAGUGAUAAUGCAGAGUGGAUGGGAACAAGAAAAAAUGUAUUUAAAAAUCUAGCGCUGAAAGAGGAUUGGAGCAAAGCUUUUGAUUGCUUUAAAGUCGCCUUGAAAUUAGAAAAAGAUCUAAGAGAGAAUUCUUCUAACACUGCUUUAACUUGUGCUGUCAUCUUAUCAAAAUUAAACAGAUAUGCAGAGUCUAUAGAUUAUGCUUAAAAUUGCAUGAAUACUAUUGAAGCGCAUAUGAAUAUGGACAGAAACAAACCAUUAGCUGAAUAUAAGUUCUUUGGAACAGAUCCAGUAAAGAUAUUAGAAUUUGAUAAAAUAAUGACAUCAUAUGCGAUAUCAUUGCAUCUUCUGGGAAAUAAUUUAGCAAAUCUGAAAUACAUAAAAGAGGCAAAAGUAUUUUUAACCAAGGCUUAAUAUGUUACAAAUAAUAUGCUUAACAAGCCAAAGCCUGAUUUAUAACUUGCAAUCACUAAUGAUCUAAAUAACUUGCAAAAGAACUAUAAGACUCAGAUAAAUCUUACCAAGAAAACAUAAAUGGAGGAUAUUGAAUCAUCACUAAUGAAUAUUAAGACUAAUCUAGCGAACAAUAGUUACAGCUAGUUAGUAGAUCAGCAAGAGCAAAAAGCUCUAUAUGGAACAAUAUCCAAUGGACCUCCUAUAAAAAUGUUGAAAAAAGAAGAAACUAAGAAGAAAAAGAAAGGAUAGGACGAUGAACAUAAAGAAGAGGAAUUGAAAGAGGAAGAAGAUGAUGAUAAAAAUGUUUUCAAUUUUGUAAAAAGAUUUGCAGAGGAAAAAAAGAAAAAAGAGAACGAGGCCUUGGACGAAUAUCAUAAACGCAUUAAGUUAGAUUAUGAUGAUAAGCAGAAAGAGUUCAUUGAAAGACAGUAAAAGACGAAAUUCACUAAAGAAAUUGAUAAAAAUAUGUAAUUGCCUGCAAGUAAACCUUAAUUUACAGUUACUGGACAGUUCAAGCCUACUGAUAAAAAAGCAAUAGCUCCUAGUUAAAAAUCUGCGUAAUAAAUUAAGGAUGAGGCUAGAGCUGCUAGAUUAAGAGGGCCAAAACCAAAAGAGGAAGUCAAGACUGAUGAUGAAAAAUCCUCUAGGGUAAAAAAGCCCCCAAUAAAUCCAGCAGCAGAGGGAGCAAAGCUAGAUAGAAAAGGUGUUAAAUACUCAAGUGACAAAGAAAGGGUAAAUGAAAAAUUAGGCUUUGGUCCAAGUCAAGAAGAAAAUUAAAGUGAUGAGGAUAUGACUGAAUGGUAAGGAGGACACACAAAAUAAGAUGAUAUCAAUAAAUUCGAUCUGCAUUUACCUCCUAUUGCUAAGGGUUAUAAACUAGACGAUCUCGGCUUGACAAAUGCAGGUGAAAGAGCACUAUCAAAAUAUGAAGGGGGAUAUACAUCUGAUUAAAGCGCUAAGAGUAAAUAAAUGUUCAACACAUAAGAUCCAGGAACUAGAAGAUUAUUGCAGACACUAGAAGGUAAAUAUAAAAAGGCCAAGCCAAGUAGCAUGAAAAAUUAUGAUGAAGAUUAGAAAGAGGAGGAAUCUGCUGAUGAAUUUUAGAGGGCUCCCUAAAAAUAGGAAGAUGUCAUAAAUCCAUUUAGAACAAUCUCUGGAGAUAUAAAAGACAUUCCUUAAUAUAAGCCACCUUAGAUAAAAAUAAAUGAUUGGAGAAAUAAAAGCAAUAGGAGUUCAAGUGAUGAUGAACUUCCAGAUACUAAUGCUGUUUUAAAAAAAUUAAACUUGUCUAAUCCAAUCAAUAAUGAAGAUCCCUCUAAGAAAUUGUCAAUAGUUCAGGGAGAUGAGACAAGAUAUGAAGAAAACCCACCAAUUUUAGAUGCCUCUACAAUUGAUAAUGCUAAUACUUAGACGAAAACAAAUACUUUUUAAAUAAAAAAUGAAGAUCAAAAAGAGGAUCUUAAUAAAAGUAAAAAUUUAAGAGUCACUAUUUUAAAUAAGCCUCCAAGAGCAAUAAAUUCUUAAGUAAAAAGAAAAGAGGAUUCAAAAACUGAUUUAAACAAAACACAUGCAAGUACUGAGACAGGCCAAAUUAAAAAAUAGCUCUAGCUAGACACUCCAGCUACAAUUAAGCAUAAGCAAGAAAGUAGUUCUAGUCUCCAUAUAAAUUUAGGUGUUUCAUAGAAUGAUACCCCAGUCUCUGGAAAUAGAUAAGGCAGAGGAGAGGAUUCAGAUGAGAAAAGAUAAAAGAGAAUUUAAAGUUAGGAGAGACUUUUAUAGUUAUCUUAACCAAAGCCAAAGUAGUAUGUCCUUGUUAAGGAGGAUGAAGAAGAAGAUGAUGAGACUUAAGCAAAAUUGAAGUAAUUACAAGAAAAGACUUAAAAAGGAAAAAGUAUUAACUUUUCAGACUAUGUCGAUAGAGAUGUCCCUUAUAUCAAGAAUAAUCUAGGCAUUAAAGGUAAUGAUUCUAUGAAAAAUAAAACAAAGGAGUUCGACACUAAAUUCAAUAAUAAGAGUGGACUUUUUAGCAAGAUUGGCCAGACAACUAAGAAUAAAGACACACCCGCUGGUGAUGUUAAAUAUAUAAAGGAUAAAAAAGUUUCUAAAACCCCUAAAUCACCUUUAAAAGGCCACUUAAAUGAUAAUUCAUUCGAUGAUGAUAUGCAAGAUUAUAUUAAGAGAUAGAGCGAUGAAGAAGGUGGCCCUGCAGGAAAGAGUGGAUUUGCAAGACUAUUCAAUAAAAAAUAGAAUGCUAAAAAAGGACUAAAAGGUUAGAAAGGAAGAUAAGGAUAAAGAGGUAAUGCCAAUGGAGGUUAUGAAUUAAAGGGGGCGAAUUUAACUUUCAAUGACUUGAGAUAACUGGAAAGAGAAGCUGCUACUUAUAUAGAGAAAAUGGCAAGAGGUUAUUUCAUUAGAAAGUGGUACAGUAACUACUAGAUAAGAAGAAGAUUAGGUAUUCCUUUUUCUGGCUUGGAAUUCACGGAAAAUGCAUUUUUGCGAUAUUUCUAAAAGCCAAAUUAAUCUUUGCAUGAUCUAGCACUUGUACCUCCAUAGUUAGUUGAGGUUGUGCAGCAGCAGGCUAAAUAUAGAAAUAUGAUAGUUAAGCAAGUAAAGCAUGGUUAGAAUGGAAAGAAAAAGAAAAGAGUAGAUUUUGAAGAAGAGGAAGCAAAACUGGAGGCAUCAUAGUUAAAAUACUCUGAUGAGGAAAUUAUUUAAGAUCCAGACAUGGAUAAAAAGCAAUAGCCAAAAAGAGUCCCUCGAAGAAUUCCUAAAAAUUAAACUCCAGUUGAACUUUUAGGCAACUUACAAAAGGAUUUCGUUGCAAAGGGCCUUGAUGCAUAUACUUAAUUUAAAAAGUAUGGAGGUGGAAUAGAUCAUGAUGAUAAUGGAAAAGUAGUUACUAAUAAUCAAGCUGUCUUAGCAAGAGAUCCAAAAGAUAUGGAAGAGAUUGAGAAUAUGGAAAAUAAAGUGCCUAAGUGGACUGAUUAAAACAAUGAUUUCAUUGAAGUUAAGGAGCAUGAAGGUUAUUUACAUAAAAUCGGUAAAGUCAAAGCAGCUCGAAAAGAAGCAGAGCAACAGUAGCAGCUAGCACUUAUGACUCAAGCAGAAAUGGCAGCAAAGGGAAUUACUAAAUAAAAUUUUGUGUCAUCCUUAGCGACAUUUGCCUAAGUGCAUGGAGUAUUUAAUAAACCUGAACCAGGCUAAGGUUCUAAAAGUGGUGAACAAUCUAAAAGAAAUGAUGGUAAUGAAGAUGAUGACAUUUAAGCUUUAUUAAAGAAAAGGCGUAUGAUUGAUGAAGAUGAAGAUUAUUUCCCGGUUGAAAAAUAUUAAGAAUUUUCAAGAGAGGCUGUUGUAUUUUAUAAAAGGAUUGGAGAUAUGAUGGUAAGAUGGACUAUUUAAGUAGGUAGUGCUUUUAAAAAAGAUAGAAAAUUUUAUAUUCCAGUUAAGUUGAUUGGAGAGCAAUUAAAGUCAAGAAGUACAAUUGCAGUAUAUUUGAUGAAUCUAGAAAUGCUUAAGAUAUCUAAGGACAUUGAUAAAAACUUUGAAUUUGAAACUAUAUGGCCAUUUAUUUUGUAUUUGUUCAAUAAUUGGGUGAGGCAUUAGGUCCGCAUGAUGGGUUUAGUUGAUUAAAGACCAGACCUUAAGAAUGCUUUUGUUCAAUCAGAAAAUAAUAUGUAUGAUGUUUAGGAAUUUGAUGAUUAGUUGAAAAAUGUGAAGUAGGAAUACGAUGAAAUGCUAAACUUCUCAUCAGAGAUCGAGUAUGAUGAUAGAUUUGAUUUUGACAAAUAUAUAUCUGAGAACAAGCCAGAGCAUCUACUAGAUAGAUCUAGACCUAGAGAAACAAGAAUGAAGCCUAUUGAACAAAUGAAGACCAAUAAAGAUAAGUUGUUCUAGGCUUAUAAAUUAAAGAUUAAUAUGUACGAGCAGCUGAUGCAAAAGGUGGAUGAGGAGAAAGAUUAUUUGAUGAUAGAUGAAAAUGGAAAGCCAAUCAAAAAAGUUAGAAUUUUGACUGAUGAUUUAUUCGAACCAGUUACAACAAGGAAAUAAAAUCCAUUUGAAUUCUUUUUAAGGAUGCACUUUGUUCCCUUACCCAAGACAGAUUUGGGCUAGUAUAAGCUAAUAUAGAAUCUUUAGGCUUUAAACUACUCAGAAAAGUUGAAAAGAAACGGAUUGGUUGAAGACAAUAUUGCUAUAAUGAAUGAAGAGCGAAGAAAACGAAGAGGGCUACCUCCACUCUAGAUUAUCGAUUACAACUGUAUUGAUCGAGCUGCCUUGAAAUUGAAAAUUAUUGUGGAAUGUCUGUUUUUGAGAAGACAGAUGAAUGGAUGGUGCUUGGUGCCAAGAGAUGUCAAAGAAUCACUUCUGGCUAGAGAGUGGUCUCUAAGGCGAUAGAAAAAUGAAAAGAUAGCUUGUCAAAGAGAACAGAUUUCCUCAAAGCUGAUUAAAAUUUUCGGGUUAAGCAUUACUUAUCCCAACUAGUUUAAUGAAAAAGCAAUUUAGAUCUAGCAAUCUAUGCAGAGAAUGCAAGAUUUCAGAAACAAACGGAUAAUGUCUUAAGAUCAUUAUGAAUACCUAGAUCCACAAGCAUUGGAUGACGAAAUGCUUAGAUAGACAACAGGAAAUGACUAAAAUCCUAUGAUCUCAAAUAGAACUAAUAUCAAUCCAAUGAAUACGCUAGGUGUGAAUUCGAUUAUGAUAAGAAGUGGGCAUUUAAAUUCAAAUCACAUAAUCACAAAUGAAGUGACUCAAAUAAAAGAAGUCAAUGAAAAUGAAAAUGAAGACGACUAGAAUGCAGACAUUAAUUAAGAUGCAAUCGGUAAACUGAUGGAUCUGUCUAAGAUCAAAUAGGAUAUCGAAGACUUUGUCAGAGAACAAGAAAUACUUGAGCAAGGUGUCCUAAAAAUAGAAAACAACUACUACAUAAUGACAAUGUACUUCAGAAGAAUUGCUAGUAACUAUGAAAACAUGAGAGCAAUAAUAGAUGAAAGAGUAAAAAGAUUUUCAAAUGAUGAUGAUGAGGUUGAUCUAAAAGAGGAAAGAAUGAAGUCAAGAUAAUGUGAAUUUGUGUCAGAGCAUCCUUAUGUUAUGCAAUAUGAUCUGGAAAAUCAUAAUGAGAUUAAAGAGAUGGAAAGAAUUGACAUAGAAUAAGAAAAAUUUACUAAAAGGAAGACUGGGUAUAGAUCUUACACAGAGAUUAAAGUAUGUUCAAAAAUUAGUACAACUAAUUGGGAUGACUCUUUCAAUCUUAGCUGGGAGUAGCUUUAGCAGUUUUUUAUGAAGUUUGGGUUUAAAUGGUCUCCCCAUAACUUUCUCAAUACAAAAAGAUUCAAUCAGAAGGAGAGAUUUACUUUCUUCAAUUUUUUCGCUGAGUGCUUAUUCAUCUAUGAUUGCAGAGUGUAAUUAGAUAUGUAAAGAUUGGACAUUGAGCAAUACAAGUUUGAAAAAAUAUUCCUAAAUCUGGAAUAAAUUUAAAGAACUAAGCGUCAAAAUAAAUUGCAGUUUUACUUUGAUGAUUACCUAGAGGAUGAAUUUGAUGAAACUAAAUAUGACUAUGCGAUAUAUCCAUUCUACGAAGACCCUAGAUUGACAAAUGAAGAGUUGGUGAAAGAUCAGGCAACUGCCUACUUCAAUUAUAAUCCAGUUUAUGAAGAUAAAUUAGCCUAGUCUGUAACUAUUCAAAUUGUUGAAGGUAAUAAAAAACCAGAACUGUUGAUAGAUGAAAAUGCUAGAGAAUAUCUUGAAGAUCCAAAUAAUUUGUUCAAUCUGACCCUUUCAACAUAUCCUCAAUCAGAUGACAUCUACUUAGGGAAGAUAAAGUUAUCGGGCAAAGAGGGUUACAAAAAUUAAUAUAAUUUGAGGAUUGAUUAUUAUGUCUUAGGGUAUGUUCCUACUCUACUGAUAAAAAUUUUCAACACUAUAUACUACGAGAUAUUUGAACUUAAAGUUACAAAUAAAAAAAUCAUAAAAGAUGUGAUAAGGAUCUGUAAACAGUAAAAUGACAGUAUGGUUAUUAACCAGCUUUAGUCUAUGCUAUAAAUCAACUCUAAGCUAAAUGGGUCUUAUCUGAAAUUGAAUUUUAAUAUAAGAAGAGACAGAAAUGUAAAUUUGGGUCAAAACUACCUCAACAUGCUAAUUUGUAAUGAAAAUCUUUUAAGAUAAAUGCAAAAAGAUAAUUAUAGGCAAUUCCAAGGAAUAGUAUAUUUUGAAAAUCUUGGCGGAAGGAUGCUUGUGACAGUUACUGAAUUCAUAAUUGAUGUAGAAUAGAUUAGCACUGCUAACUCUGAAUAAUAAAUUAAUCACGGAAAUAAGCAUAUUCCAUUGGAAAGUAAAGCGUCUAAUGCAAGGAUUGGAGGCACCACCAAGAGGUUCCAAAGAGUUAGACUAUGGAAGAUAAAUGUUUUCAACAUAUUCAAUAGUAAAAAUUAUGAGGCAGUAGUCUCUUAUGAGGAUUUGAUCAACUAUUAUGAAUCUGAGAUUUUCAAAUUUUAUCAAGAUCAUCCAAACAUGAUUAAGCCAAACUUAGUCCAUCUUCUGCAAGACUACAUAAGAAAUCUGUUUGUCUUUCGAUCAAAAGUGGGCUAGCUACUUUAUUGGAAGCUUCCAUAAUUCAGUCGCCCUUUAGAUAAAAAUGGACAAGUUGUUCCUGUCUCAAGUGAUCAAAUAUAUAAGCUAAAGCUGCUAGACAUUUACCAUAAGCUACAAAAGAAAAUAGAUGAGCAAAAUAGGGAUGAUGAUAAUAAUGCUUUACCUUUUAGUCUUGACCAAAUGAAGGCAAAAAAGCAUUACAGAGAACCGCCAAGCUUAAGUCUUCGUAAUAAGUUGAUUUUAGAAAAGGAAUUACCAAUAUUCUCUCCAAAUGACUCUAGACUAUUGAAACUGACUUCCUCAAAUCAAGAAGUAAUAGUCCAAAUGUCUAAAGUCUUCAAAUCAUUGCUAAGAGUUACAUAUUGUGUCGUUACGGUGGUUUUAUAUCCAGCAAUGGAAUGUUGGAUCUGGCAAAUAUACUUUCUGAAGACUUAAAGAACUUUUUCAGUCACGUUUUACCCAUCAGAUCUUUUCAAUAUGGAUCAUGAGAUCUUAAACAACUAGGAUCUUGGAUAAGCAAAAUCUCCUGCUAUCGGCCUGUGGUCUGAGCUAAUAAAAAGAUCUGACCUGCAUACAAAUAAUAAAGGCGAUAUUAUCCUAGUUUGCGAGACUUACAGAGAGCCGUUAAAGGAGGUUCUUUUUCAGGAUCAUGUCUUUAAUGAAAAUGCUAGCGACAUAUUUUUUCUAGAGGUAACUUUGAAGUCUCACGAGAACUUUGUCACAGACGUUAGAGAUCCAUUUUAUCCAUUAGAAGUAAUUGACGAGUAUCUUUCAGAGUUUACCAUUGGCAUUAGAGCAUUCAGCUUAACUAGAAAUAUAUGGAUAAAGGAUUAUUAGCCAUUAACAGAAGUUGUGAGAAUUUUGAGAAGGGAAAAGUAUCUUUCUAGUGAUACUCGACUUAUUUAUUAUAGUAUGCUGAGAGAUGCAGCUACGCUGAUUUCUCACAAGAUUGUUUUCUCGGAUGAAGCGAAGAAUAUUGAGGUUAAGAGACAAAAGCUAACUUAUGAUAUAAGGAAUCUCUUAAACUAAAAAGAGUAGUUCUCCAAACUGUAAGAAGAACAAAGAAAUGAACAUAUGCCUGAUAAUAGACUGAAAGAAGAUAGAAGAUAGAGAAAAGAUCACCCACCUCUUAGAAACAAACUAGAUGAUACUGUUGAUCAGAUUCAAAAAGAUCAUGGACUUAGAAAUGAAUGGAAAAACCAGAUUGAGCUUAACAAAAUCAUUUUUCAAGGAGUAAUAUCUUAGAACCCAAUCUAAGUGUGCACUGUCAUCUACAAUGAAGUCAAGGAUCUCUUCAUUUACAGACUUUAUAGAGUCAGUGAUUGCAAUGUGUACGAGAAGCGUAUCAACUCAAUUGAAAUAGAAAAGACGUGUGCCCCUAACUAUUAGAAAAUGCUGUAAAAUAGGAUGCAGGGAUAAUUGGGUGAGAGAAUUUGCGAGUUUUAUAAGACUUAGAUGAUAGUCUCAUCUCUAAUGAAGUACUAUAAUCUCAAGAAAUGA
Molecule: messenger RNA, 9318 nt
Organism: Stylonychia lemnae
Lineage: Eukaryota; Ciliophora; Spirotrichea; Sporadotrichida; Oxytrichidae
Source: the annotation of a GenBank genome assembly